ACCACCCAGUUUGGAUCAAAAUGUGCCACCUCUGCUCCUCAAAAGCACCUCAACAGUCCGAAAAUAGCCAUUACCGUAUUCGCAACCACGCACAAACGACAACGGCGACAACGACGAGGACCUGAAAAAAGUCGACUGCGAUCGUUGAAAUCCCUAAGCCUGGUUACAAUUCGGCGUCGGAAAUGAGCGACGACUCCAAAAGCAGAGGAGUGGCGGCCGACCAGCAGAGCCAGUAUCAUUACGGAACUUUCCAAGGCGUUGCCAAUUAUCCUCCUCCUCCUCCUCCUGUUUCCCAGCCACCGCCUCAGCCCGUCGUCGGUUUUCCUCAGCCGGUUCCUCCUAUCGGCGCCACCGCUCAUCCUAGCUACCCUCACCAUUAUGUUGGUUAUCAAACGGUCACUGGUUAUGCUGUUGUCGAGGGAAGACCUGUAAGAGAACGCCGCCUUCCUUGCUGUGGUCUUGGUGUUGGCUGGCUCUUGUUUUUAACUGGUUUCUUCCUUGGUGGUAUCCCCUGGUAUAUUGGAACUUUUAUCAUACUUUGUGUACGGGUGGAUCAUAGAGAAAAGCCUGGAUAUGUUGCAUGCACAAUAGCUUUCCAUCAGUAUCAGGUUGUCGGGAGGGCUCUCCCUACGGAAUCAGAUGAGCAUCCCAAGAUUUACCGCAUGAAGCUCUGGGCUACCAAUGAAGUUCGCGCCAAGUCCAAGUUCUGGUAUUUUCUGAGGAAGCUCAAAAAGGUUAAGAAGAGCAAUGGCCAAGUUCUUGCAAUCAAUGAGAUAUUUGAAAAGAACCCAACGAAAAUCGAUAACUAUGGUAUUUGGCUGCGGUAUCAAAGCCGAACAGGUUAUCACAACAUGUACAAGGAGUAUCGUGAUACCACCUUAAAUGGUGCUGUGGAACAUAUGUACACUGAGAUGGCUUCUCGCCACAGGGUCAGGUCUCCUUGCAUUCAAAUUAUCAAGACUGCCACCGUCCCAGCUAAACUUUGCAAGAGGGAGAGCACCAAGCAGUUCCACAACUCAAAAAUUAAGUUCCCCUUGGUGUUCAAGAAGGUCAGGCCACCUACAAGGAAGUUGAAGACCACAUACAAGGCAUCGAGGCCUAAUUUGUUCAUGUAACUUGGUAAUUUCAUAGCCAAGCUUAAAAGAUAGUUAAAGUUGAGUCUGUUUUGGGAUAUUUUUGUUAGAAGCCUUUUUGUUGUUUGUUGGCUAUUGUUUUAUUUUGAGCAUUUUAGGACAGCAAACGGUUUGGAGUAUCUACUAAGAUUCUAAAAUUCCUGUUUUGUUUAAUUUGAAAAUUGCUGAGAUAUGAUCACUUAUUUUGCUGGUUA
Ziziphus jujuba (common jujube) is the source of this 1327-nucleotide messenger RNA. Its product is annotated as large ribosomal subunit protein eL20. The record is from RefSeq and is a predicted model, not a curated record. Gene Ontology annotation, molecular function: structural constituent of ribosome. The transcript is spliced from 6 exons. Gene Ontology annotation, cellular component: cytosolic large ribosomal subunit; ribosome. NCBI's taxonomy places the organism in Eukaryota, Viridiplantae, Streptophyta, Magnoliopsida, Rosales, Rhamnaceae. Bases 183 to 1115 code for a protein of 310 amino acids. Gene Ontology annotation, biological process: translation.